GCUUCGGAAAGGAUAAACAAAAAGGAAGGAAGCCUUCGGAAAUACAAUCGCGGCAAAAAUCGGUUCAAAAUUUAGCUCCCGAGCUAAACUUAGCAGCUAUAUGUCCCCUUUUCGCCGCUCGGGUAUUUAUUAUUAUUAGUCGCAGUGCAAUACACAUGAUGGAUGAUUCGCUACUGUUUCGCAUGAGCGCGUUUUCCGAGCAAGGAGGGAGAAAAUACAUGGAGGACGUUGUCGAGAUCAGGAUCGAGUACGAGCCGUCGGCGUCUGCGGUCGAGGAUGAUCCGAAGUCGCAGGGGGAUGGUGGACCGGGGCAGGGGGGGGACCAGAGCCAGGACCAGGACCAGAGCCAGAGCCAGAGCCAGAGCCAGAGCCCGGCCCGGUCCGGGCCGGCUGCAGCAGCCUGGCUGCAGAGCCUCUCCGAGGAUGAGGUGUGCAGCAGCGGGGCAGCAGCGGAACACACUCCCGCAGACAGCAUGGUGGACACCCGCAGGUCUGUGGCGUUCUUUGCGGUUUUCGACGGCCACGGGGGUCGGGAAGCAGCGCACUUUGCCAGUGAGCAUCUGUGGGAGCUGCUGAAGAGGCAGCGGGGGUUCUGGUCCCACGACCACGGCGAGGUGUGUGCAGCCCUAAGGAAGGGCUUCGUCGCCUGCCACCACGCCAUGUGGAAGCAGCUCCCGGAGUGGCCCAAGACGAUGACCGGCCUGCCCAGCACGUCGGGCACCACGGCCAGCGUCGUCGUGAUCCGCGGAGUUCACAUGUACGUCGCUCACGUGGGCGACUCGGCAGUCGUAGUCGGAGUUCAGGAAAACGACUCUGACAUCUCGCUCCAAGCACUCGAAAUAACAGAGGACCACAAGCCCGAGCUCCCUAAAGAAAAAGAGAGGAUUGAGCGUCUCGGCGGGAGUGUAAUGAAGAAAUCUGGGGUGAACCGGGUCGUCUGGAAGAGGCCCCGGCUGACCCAUAACGGCCCCGUGAGGAGGAGCACGGUCAUAGACCAGAUCCCGUUCCUGGCUGUGGCCCGAUCCCUCGGAGAUCUCUGGAGCUAUGAUUUCUACAGCGGAGAGUUCGUGGUUUCUCCUGAGCCUGAUACCACCGUGAUGACCCUUGACCCCAAACGGCACCGCUACGUCAUUCUCGGCAGCGAUGGACUGUGGAAUAUGAUGCCACCCAAGAAUGCUGUUAACAUGUGUUAUAGCCAUGAUAAAAUGGUGGGCCCGAAGGGAAUGUCUUGUGCGCGGAGGCUGGGCUGCACGGCUCUGCUGUUCUGGAAGGAGCGCAUGCUGCGCGCCGACAACACCACGGUCAUCGUGCUGGCCCUGCAGGAGCGCGGGAGCGCUGCCGUCCCCAUGCACCGAGACGAGAUUCUGGUCGACAUGUCUACAGGAAUUGACCAGAUUCCUUUCCCCGGAACACCUUACAACACGUGCGAGGUCCAGAAGCUGAGCGACCCAGCAACCGCUCCAGCCACGCUCAAGGACGGCCCCAGAACUCUGGCGCAGGCAUUCGGGCUGUACGAAGCCGCUUUCUGUGCCACCGCGCAGCUUUUACCCGACGCCGACUCGGUGCGCGUCACCCUGCCCCCCUCCGACGGCUCGCUGAACGUUUUCGAAAAGCAAGACCCCAGCACCCUGAUGGAGUGCACCACCUCUGCUCCCGCGGUGAAAAGGCGGCGCCGCGCCUCACACGGCGCCCCCGAGGUCAAAGGUCACUGUCUCCGACCCGGGAGACUCCCCGGCAGGGGUUUGCCCCAGAAGGCGCUUCACGGCGGAGCGGAGAGCGAACAGUCCCUUCAGGCUCUCGAUCAGAACGCGGACGCGAGCUCCUCCGAGGAGGGAGGCAUCCUGCAGCAGCACCAGAACUCCGCCUUGUGCGUUUGCUGAAUCCCGUCGCUGCCCCAACACUAAAACAGGAAUCUGCAUCGAGUCGGCUUUGCUCUCGCUCCAGGCGUGUCACACUUCCGUCUCCAGGCGUUUACUUUUACAGUUUUUGUUUUGUACAUAUGUGAGAUAUGGGCAUUGUAAAUGUGUUUGUUCAGAUUUUUUUUUUUUUUCUUCCUCUCUUGCUCUUCCUCCCGUUUCCUCUCUUAAAUUGUUGUGUAAAAAGAUUUGAAAUCUUUUAAAUUUCUCUGUCUAGUAUAUUUUCGUACUUUUAAGUAUUUACUGUAUAUCCAAAGGCAUAUUUUGAAGCAAAUAGAUCCGGCAAUCUGACGUAACUUUGCUUUAACCACCUUGGAACCCUUGUGAUCCUCCAGUUUCGUUUUUAGAACUAUUUUAAGUAAUUUUACUGAAUGGAUCAGUUGUUUGGAUCCUCGGACCACGUUUGCUCUUGUGCUGUUGUCUGGCAUAGGUUCACUUUCUGAGGUCUGCAGCUCCGAGGGAACGCCCGUCGGCUGCUCGGUUGUCUGGGCACUGACUGUAAAAAUGUUUAUUGUUUAAGUUAAAUCUAUCGCACCUACAGCUCUCCCUCAGUCAGUGGAUCGUUUUAGCUGCGAGAAAGUCUGAAAGGGUACUUUCAACCAAAUGAGAAAAUAAGGAUUAUAGAUGCGUUGGUACUAUCUGUCUGUUAGCGAAGAUUUGUGAAUGAACUGACACUUUAAUCAUUUGAUCUUUUUUGUACUUUUAUAUUGUGCUGUUUCAAGCGCCUUCAUUAAGUUAUUUUGAAUUCAGCCAGUAAAAUGAUCAAAACACCAGUGGCAGGAAUAAAGGUUUGUUUGUUGGCUUUAUUGGGCAUCUGCAUACAGUAAAAACUAAAAUCAGUUCGUAGUUACAUCAUCCACCUAUAAGCUGUCUUCCUUUCCAUUCCUCAUUUGCAUCAUUAAUUUGUACGUUAGCCUUCGUAAGGGCCCGGUUAAUCAAAUCUCUGACUUGUUUUAUUAUGGCAGCUGGUCUUUUGCCUUCUUUUCACGUAAAAAUGUCUAAGUUGCCUUAGCACAAUUAAAUCUGAUUCAUAUUUGGGAUCCAAAAAGAUGAGGCUGGGAUAUGUCGACAUGGAUACGGCUAAAGCACAGCAUCAUCCAUUUACCAUGCACCUUCAUGUGUCCUGAAAUUACUCCAUGUGCUUCAUGUCCCUCAGAUAUUUAGAGCGGUUUUUGUACAGAAUGUCAAUAAUAUGCAAUACAAAUUUGUACAGUACAUUAUUAUGCAAAGUGUCUGGGUUUUUCUCUUUUCUGGUAUGAUCAGAUCUCUUCUGUAUUUUGUGAAAUAUCCAGAGGUUUUGGAGGUUACGCAGCAUGUGAUGUAUUGUGACAAUUCCAAUACUUUGAUCCGCCUUUAUAUCCACUGGAGCCAGUUUUUUUGGCUUACUGUAUAAAUUACAUUCUUUAAAACUGACUGGAUCUGUAAUGUCUGUGUGCUGUAAUAAAGUUCUCAUUUC
Molecule: messenger RNA, 3372 nt
Organism: Cololabis saira (Pacific saury)
Lineage: Eukaryota; Metazoa; Chordata; Actinopteri; Beloniformes; Belonidae
Product: protein phosphatase 1D-like
Exons: 6
Coding region: 156-1880 (574 amino acids)
Biological process (GO): protein dephosphorylation
Cellular component (GO): cytosol; nucleus
Molecular function (GO): mitogen-activated protein kinase binding; cation binding; protein serine/threonine phosphatase activity
Source: RefSeq, a predicted model, not a curated record